AUCGCUCUCUGGACCCCUAGUAGGGGGAGGGGGGGGCUGAAAAUGGCCUCCUUCAGCAUCCCGCCAGCUGCGCUCUGGCCAGCACCCGGCCGCCAUGGCUAUAAAUAUCUACUUCUUAGCCAUCCUUCGUCCAACACUCCUCAUUUCGACUCAACCACCAUUCCAGAGCUCUCCCUCCGAUCAUCCCUCGUGCUACCUUCUAUUCAGUCGUGCACUAGAACGUCUCGAGCUCCGUGGCAGUUCCUUCGCACGACCGGCGAAAUAUUCUGGCCAUGCAUCGUCGGAGGAGGCCCAUAGUCAGCAACCACGGAAUCACAAGCGAAUCCUCUUGCACCUCUCCCAUCGAUACCGACAAUGAUAGACCGUUCGAGCCCGACUCUGAGACGGAUCUCACCGAGCCAGAGUGUUCUCCUCCAGCAGCUCGGAAGAUCACUCGGAAGAAGUCAAGUCCAAGCACUGGAAUACAAUCGUCACAGGCAGACUCGCCGAAUGUGGAAAGUGUCCACCGGGCCCGAUAUCAAGUCCCAGACGAUGACACGGAUGAGGACCUGGCCCAGGUGCCGGAGGAUUACGGCCGAUCUAACAACACGAAGAAGCUGAAACUUCGACUGAAAGAGCGUUGGGCUUGGUUCUGCCAAGUCAAAGCGAUGGAGCCGUCCGCCGAUUUAAAGUGGGGGGAUGCGGAAGAUGCACUGCGUGAAGCGUCUCCAAAUGAGGUGCAUCGAUUUCUGAACUGGUGUUUAAAGCUGGAGUACAGUCCCGAUGGUCGCCGUCAGAAAGGCUAUACAAAGGCCAGCGCCCUUGAUGCAGAUUGGAAGUACUUUCGAAUAUACUACAUACGGGUUACUAAACAUGAGAUGAGCAAAGAGAUGGGUGAGGCUGUUCGUACGGUUUGUUUCUCGAUCCCCCUAUCGUCUCCCAAGGAUUGCUCUGACGAAAAUGGACAGGGCAUGAGAUACUUGGUCGAUAAACGUGGCCUUGACAAACAACCGCGGGCAAAUGUCCCAGUGUACAUUGAAGAUAUGGUCCCAUUCAACGAGACAAUCCUUUCAACUCGGGAAAAGCGAUUCCACUUGGGGUUUCAGCGGAUUAUUCUGUGUUUGUACAACACUAUUGGACUAUUUACCAUCAACCGGAAACACGCAAUUCUUGAUCUUCAGUUCAAGCAUCUACAAUUAUCGCUCCAGCAGGAUCCGCACGGAGGACCUCCGGUGACGACGAUAGAAUUCGAGCCCGAGUUUGUGAAAAGCGUUCUGGGCAUGUCGAAGCUCAACACGUUCACGCUACCUGAAAUCGUCUACGGCGUAUCACUCGUCUUCAGCCCACAUGUCCUGCUUCUGACUAUAUUAUUUUACAUCCAUGCGUUUGAAGCGCCUCACUUGACCUCGAUGGAAGACCUCCGGCGACUGCUUAUUGAGGGCGGCCGACAGGAAAUGCCACUCCCCUUGAAAAAAGAUAUGGAUAAUUACUAUGUCUUCCCAAAAGUCGAAGUGAUCGAUGGUCAGCCCUGUAUUUUGUGGGAGACGCCCAUGAGUGGAAGCACACUCGACGCCCAGCUCAGGACAUCCAGUGAGAUACACGGCUUCCUUAAUCAUUUUUUCUCUCACCAAUUCCGGUACGGAGGAGGUGAUUUACUUGACAAGAGUGGUUUCGUCAGUGACGCACAACGCAAUGUGAUCAUGAACCACGCUACUAGCAGCACGUUUAUUAAGCAUUAUCGUCCCCGUCGACAUACUGGCUUACAAGAGAUCAUGUGCGGCCUCAAUCCUGAUGAAGAGUUCUCAAAGGCUGUGACCCGGAUGAGCCGUUGGAUUGAUCGGAGGCGACCACGAUACCUGAGUGACGCUGACCGGGCAUCAGUGGAGAAAGACCCAGAAUUGCAAUCGGCCAUGCGCUGGCAAUUCGAGUUAGAGACCCAGUGCGGUGACCGGCCUCAUGACCCAACAUUGCGGGCGAUGCUGGAGGACCAGAAGCGUCAAGUCCACAAUCUGCGCCGACGUCUGCAGGAUAAACGGCGGAAGGAAAUACGCCGUGAUUUCAGUCGAAAACAGGCGGUAAUUGACAUUGAAAGACAACUGACGGGUGGAGCUGUCAGUGAUGAGCCCGCGCGCGAGGUAUUACGCAAAGAGUUUGCGAUGCCAUCAGAACAGAUUCUUCUCGUGGAGACGUUCUUUACUUGGCCCACCACCGAUUCAUUGGAAGAUGAGUGGACACGGCGUAAUAAAGCCGUUGCAGCUGGAGUGCAAUAUUGCGGCUUCCAGGAGGGUGGGCCACUUAGGGGACGACCGAAGCGCUCUGCGCCGUCCGACAAUGAUGUAGUUCCCUCUCCGCCAGCUCGAAAGAUAAAGACUGAUACGCCGCCGACUACGUCGUGGGAGAAAGAACGUACCUCCGGCAAGAAACAUAUCCCGAAUGCAGAGCAAACAUUCGCAUGCUUCCAAUGCCCCAAAGCAUACUCUGACUAUAAUGGAGUGAAGAGGCAUUUCAGAACAUCGCAUUUGAUGGAUCGGAAAUGUAACUCUUGUGAUCUGUCCAUCCUGCACGAGAUGCACUUGCGGAGGCAUGCUGGGGAUGUCCAUGGCCUUCGAACAUGACCGUAGGGUACUACUUUUCCAAUCUUGGAAGCCCUUCCGUCAUUUACAUUUUUAUCUCUUUGAACACAACUAGUGGAGCUAUGGUUGGGUCGGUGACUGUUUCAUGGGAGCUUACCUUGUCGCGAUCAUUUAGAGCCCCGGCAACAGAAUGUAUUUGUUUCUCUUGUGGCCAUUAGUGACGAUUGAAUAACUUCCGGCCCAUGUCAAGGACAAAUUGAAGCGUGUCCUCUCGAUGGGGCGUUUGCCGUUUCCUAGCUAGAAAGCCCCGAGUUUCAAGAAAGUUGUUAUGUGAUUGCCAGAAUCUUCGAUCAAAUCCUUCUGGAGUUAUAUGUGUUUCAUAGAUAGAUCCGCGAUUUGUGAAUGUAUUAAUGCUGACUGUUG
This is a messenger RNA of Aspergillus ibericus CBS 121593, 2975 nucleotides long. Its product is annotated as DUF3435 domain-containing protein. Bases 273 to 2594 code for a protein of 773 amino acids. The transcript has 4 exons. Lineage: Eukaryota; Fungi; Ascomycota; Eurotiomycetes; Eurotiales; Aspergillaceae. The record is from RefSeq and is a predicted model, not a curated record.